AUGAACUGUGAACCGCAUGUUGCUGCAUUGGUUUGUGCAGAGAACAUUGCUCUCAAUUACUUGCUGCAUGAAGUUCCUGAGCCACCGCAACAAAAGCCCACCGAACGGGCUCGAGGCUCUGAAAAGGAGUACAUACUUUCCUUCUCUAAAGAAAAGGAACUGGUGGAGGUCCUCUCCUUUCUUGCCAAGACUAAAGAUGGGUCGGAUUAUAUUCCUGCCAUGUGUGUCGAGCAGGACCUCAAUGGUGCAGCAUUGAAGGCUCUGCUGGCGAUAAAUAAAAGAUCAUAUACAGAUGGAGAUGGCUUACUUCAAAGUUUGAACACGGGCUUUGAGAACAUUUUUCAAAGCGAGGCAGCUCCACUGGGAUCACGAAACAACUUCUCGAGAUGA
Molecule: messenger RNA, 390 nt
Organism: Penicillium coprophilum
Lineage: Eukaryota; Fungi; Ascomycota; Eurotiomycetes; Eurotiales; Aspergillaceae
Exons: 2
Coding region: 1-390 (129 amino acids)
Source: RefSeq, a predicted model, not a curated record